CCCCUUCUCCUCUUUCUCUCUCCCUCACGCCCCGCAGCAGGCGGAAGGUUACAGCCUUCAGAACCGCUCUCGCUCGGGCCGAACCGGGUUUCUCCAGCGGCCGACAAGGACCCAGCGGCGCUGUCUGGUUCAGCUCAUUUCUCCGCUGCCUCAUUCCCUCCCUCAGCAGCGCUUCGCCUUCCCUUCCCUCUGUCCUCCGCCUUCCCUUCCCGCUGCUUUCCGCUCGUUCUCUCCGGCGGGCUGGGCUUGCGUCUUCGCGUCGGCUUCCCCCUCAGUCUGGAGGCUCUCAAUAUGAACAGCAUCGUCUGCGCUGACAGGCACCAGGUUAUGAUGCAUGAUUAUCACAGAAGAAAUUCAUGUCUAUAGCUUUUAAGGACUUGGUUACAUCAUCUUCAAGCCUGAUAGUUUUGGAAUCCAUAUUGCAGCUGCAAAGACACCUUUGCUUUUGCAUGCCAACAAACAUCUUCCCUGUCAAAAGAAACUGAAGAGCUCUGUUUCAACACAGUGAUAACCAUUGGAUUAUUUUAAGAUCCCCCCAGUUAAAAUUUACAGUAAUAUAUUUGCAAGCUAGACCAACUCUCAAGAUGAUUCCCAAUGGAUAUUUGAUGUUUGAAGAUGAAAACUUCAUCGAGUCAUCUGUUGCCAAACUCAAUGCCUUACGGAAGAGCGGUCAGUUCUGCGAUGUCCGUCUGCAGGUAUGUGGACAUGAGAUGCUGGCACACAGAGCUGUGCUAGCUUGCUGCAGUCCCUACCUCUUUGAAAUCUUCAACAGCGACAGUGAUUCUCAUGGAAUUUCCCAUGUUAAAUUUGAUGAUCUCAACCCAGAAGCUGUUGAAGUUCUGCUGAAUUAUGCUUAUACUGCUCAGUUAAAAGCUGAUAAAGAACUGGUGAAAGAUGUGUACUCUGCAGCAAAGAAGUUGAAGAUGGAGAGAGUUAAGCAGGUUUGUGGUGACUAUUUGCUCUCCAAGAUGGAUGUUCAGAGCUGCAUCUCUUACCGGAACUUCGCAAGCUGCAUGGCAGAUUCACGUCUGUUGAACAAGAUUGAUGGCUACAUUCAGGAACAUCUCUUAAGGAUUUCAGAACAGGAAGAAUUUCUCAAACUUCCACGGUUAAAGCUUGAAGUAAUGCUGGAAGACAAUAUUGGGCUACCCAGCAAUGGCAAACUGUACACAAAGGUAAUCAACUGGGUACAGCGCAGCAUCUGGGAGAAUGGAGGCAGCCUGGAAGAUUUGAUGGAAGAGGUUCAAACGCUGUACUACUCAGCUGAUCACAAGCUGCUUGAUGGAAAUCUGCUAGAUGGACAGGCUGAGGUGUAUGGCAGUGAGGAUGACCACAUUCAGUUUGUGCAGAAGAAGCCACCACGUGAGAAUGAUCACAAGCAGAUCAGUAGCAGCUCCUCUGGAAGUCUUUCUCCCAAUGCUGCUCUUCAGAGCCCUAAACAUGAGUGGAAAAUCAUUGCUUCAGAGAAAACAUCAAGUAACACCUACCUGUGUCUCGCUGUCCUGGAUGGGGUGCUCUGCGUGAUCUUCCUGCACGGACGGAACAGCCCCCAGAGCUCUCCCACCACCACACCACGGCUGCUGAAGAGUCUGAGCUUUGAGCUGCAGCCCAAUGACAUCGUGGAGAAGCCAAUGUCACCAAUGCAGUAUGCUCGGUCUGGGCUGGGCACUGCUGAGCUGAAUGGCAAGCUCAUUGCUGCGGGUGGCUACAACAGGGAGGAGUGUCUGCGCACCGUGGAGUGCUAUGAUCCAGAGAAGGACACGUGGACAUUCAUUGCUCCAAUGAGAACACCAAGAGCUCGGUUCCAGAUGGCAGUGUUAAUGGGGCAGCUUUAUGUCGUGGGUGGGUCAAAUGGCCACUCAGAUGACUUGAGCUGUGGAGAAAUGUAUGAGCCAGAAAUUGAUGAUUGGACUCCUGUUCCUGAGCUGAGAACCAAUCGCUGCAAUGCAGGAGUAUGUGCCCUGAAUGGUAAACUGUACAUUGUUGGUGGUUCAGAUCCUUAUGGCCAAAAGGGACUUAAAAACUGUGAUGUGUUUGAUCCCAUAACAAAAUCUUGGACAAGCUGUGCUCCCCUUAAUAUCCGGAGACACCAAUCUGCGGUGUGUGAGCUGGGGGGAUAUCUGUAUAUCAUUGGAGGAGCAGAGUCCUGGAACUGCCUGAACAGUGUGGAGAGAUACAACCCAGAGAACAACACCUGGACUCUGAUUGCACCCAUGAACGUGGCUCGGCGGGGAGCUGGAGUGGCUGUUCUUGAUGGAAAACUCUUUGUGGGUGGAGGCUUUGAUGGCUCCCACGCAGUGAGCUGCAUGGAGAUGUAUGACCCCUCCAGGAAUGAGUGGAAGCUGAUGGGCAGCAUGACAACUCCCAGGAGCAAUGCUGGCAUCACCACCGUGGCCAACACCAUUUAUGCAGUUGGAGGAUUUGAUGGCAAUGAAUUCUUGAACACACUUGAAGUCUACAAUCCUGAGUCAAAUGAAUGGAGCCCCUACACAAAACUUUAUAAGUUCUGAAGUGAAUUAAAUUCCCUUUUCAAACAGGCUUAGUGAUGUAAUUGUGUUUCAGUAGAGGUACAAAUAUGAGUAGGGUUGGGGAGGGCAUAGAUGUUGCCAACAGCAACACAGAGCUUUUGCAUAUUGCAUAUUAACAUGCUGUACAUACUUGUUUUGGAAAGAAUAUCAGAUGAAAGGGUUUUUUAUGUAUCUUAGAACUUAGUUUAAAGGGUUGGGAUUUUGGUUUUUUGUUUGUUUGGUUUUUUCCUAAGAUUUUCAAGAUAAUGCAAGAAGAAUUAGACUGGCAUAUUGUUUUGGGAGCUUCCCCCAGGGUUUGUUUUUUCACUGCAUGUUAAAUGACUUCCUGCCCCAAGAAUGCAUCUUGCAGGAGGUUUAAGGGUUAUUGGGAACUGUUUUUUCAUGAAGCCUUGUUUUCCUUCAGUAACUGGAACAAUCUGUAACAAGAAGCCUUAUUUAAAUAGAUAUACUGGCUAUUUUUUUUAUUAAAAAAAGCUAACAAGUCUGCCAAUACCUUAUCUUUUAUGAUUGCCUUUUUAUAACAGUUUUUAUAUGCUCAGCAGAGUGUUCUAUCUGUUGACAUGAAAACAGCAGAUAAAUGUUUAUUGAAGCAAAGAGACAACCUUGGAGUUUGUGGAGAUAAAGUGGGAGAACUGAGGUGUGUGAGCUGCUGAGCUUUGUCCUCUGCUCCAGGAGGGUAAAGUUACUCAGCAACACCUUUGUUAGAGCAGGAUGGAGCUUCUGAACUGAACAGCUGUGACUUGGUAGGGUGGAAACAUCCUUUAGGCUCCCAGUCUUUGGACAGAAGGGCAGCAGGUGCUUUCUGUACAGCAAUUUUGUUACACUGGGUGAGUUAUCCUUUGUAAACUACUUCAUUGUGGGGCUGGGGCGUUUCUCAUGGUUUUUAAAACUCUUGCCAGUUGGCAAUGAAAAUGUGUUCACCUGAAUAGUCAUAAGUUCAUUUUUCUAAUAAUGCAAGCUGAAGGUGUGAGAGAACAUGGAAAACUUAUUUCAUAUGUGCUCAUUUAGUUCACUCUGUCUAGUCCUAGGGAUAAGAGGGUGGUUAGGAUGAUGUGUUUCAUGUGUAGUGCUGCACAUCUAACUCCCAGUGCCAAAACUAGCACUGACUGCUUGCUGCUGAUGCAAACACAUUAAAGGUACAUUUUGGGAAAUCCUUGCACCA
Molecule: messenger RNA, 3690 nt
Organism: Calypte anna (Anna's hummingbird)
Lineage: Eukaryota; Metazoa; Chordata; Aves; Apodiformes; Trochilidae
Gene: IVNS1ABP
Product: influenza virus NS1A binding protein
Exons: 15
Coding region: 585-2510 (641 amino acids)
Molecular function (GO): protein binding
Source: RefSeq, a predicted model, not a curated record